Molecule: messenger RNA, 1566 nt
Organism: Aspergillus thermomutatus
Lineage: Eukaryota; Fungi; Ascomycota; Eurotiomycetes; Eurotiales; Aspergillaceae
Product: MDR family MFS transporter
Exons: 4
Coding region: 1-1566 (521 amino acids)
Biological process (GO): transmembrane transport
Molecular function (GO): transmembrane transporter activity
Source: RefSeq, a predicted model, not a curated record
AUGGUGGCCCUCUCGCUGUCAAUGUUUGUGGCUGCUCUUGAUCAGACGAUUAUGGCCACAGCUAUCCCAACUAUUGCAGCCAAACUACACUCGGCCGCGGGAUAUACUUGGAUUGGCGGUGCUUACCUUCUGGCCAAUGCCGCCGGUGCUUGCAUAUGGGCCAAGCUCUCGGACAUCUGGGGACGCAAGCCCAUUUUACUCUUGGCCGUGGCUUGGUUCUUCGUCAGUUCGAUCAUCUGUGCUACGGCGGUGGAUAUGCCCAUGCUGAUCGCGGGACGGGCGCUUCAAGGUGUUGCCGGCGGUGGCCUGCUCCAGUUGGUCACCAUUGUCAUCUCGGAUUUGUUCAGUGUCAGGCACCGGAGCCUCUAUCUCGGCUUGAUGGAGUUCAUGUGGGCGCUGGCGGGAGGAAUCGGUCCCCUUCUUGGUGGAGCAUUUUCCCAAUAUGUCUCCUGGAGAUGGAGUUACUGGGUCAAUCUGCCUGUCUGCGGACUUGCCUUUGUCCUCCUCUUGCUAUUUCUAGACGUGCACAACCCUAAGACGAAGAUGCUCGAGGGAGUGAGGGCUAUUGAUUGGUUCGGGAGUCUCUCCAUCCUUGGCCUGACGCUGAUGCUUCUCCUUGGCUUGGACUUUGGUGGUGAGACUUUCCCUUGGAAUUCGCCCAAGGUCAUUUGUUUGAUCGUUUUCGGAUCGCUCUGUUCUUUGCUUUUCAUCUACAGCGAGAAGCGACUGGCGAAGUACCCUCUGAUGCCAAUGAGUCUCUUUGCCCAGAGCUCUAAUAUUGCGACACUGGCAGUCACAUUUGCUCAUGGCUUCGUUUUUAUUGCCGGAGAAUACUACGUACCUCUCUACCUGCAAUCCGUCACAGAAGCCUCGCCCAUGCGCUCUGGUGUCCUGGUCCUGCCUCUUGUUCUCUCCGAGGCGUUUGCCGGUAUCGUCACCGGAGCCAUCAUCCACCGCACCGGCCGCUAUCGCGAACUGAUCUGGCUGGGAAUGACCUUGUUAACGAUCGGCAACGGACUGUACAUUCAUCUGAGUGCAUACUCGUCCUUAGGGCAAAUCAUCGGAUACCAGAUUCUCAGCGGCAUCGGAGCAGGGUUCCUUUUUGAACCUCCAAUCAUCGCGAUCCAGGCAAUGGUCUCUCAGGAUGAGACCGCCACUGCCACAGCGACACUCGGCUUCAUCCGGAACCUGGCAACAUCUUCGUCCAUCGUCAUCGGCGGCGUAGUGUUCCAGAACUCCAUGAGCCAGAUGAAAUCCACCCUGCUCGCCGCCGGGAUGUCGGAAACCAUGGCCGAGCAGAUGUCCGGAGACUCUGCAGCAGCGAAUAUCGAAGUCAUCAAGACCAUCCAGGAUGCAACCCAGCUUCUUGCCGUCAAAGAGGCCUUUGCCUGGAGUUUGAGGAACAUGUGGAUCCUGCAUACGUGCAUGUCGGCUUUGGGGAUUGUCGCAGGUGCCUUUAUUCUCAAGGCCCGGCUGAACAAGGAGCAUGUGGAAACAAGGACGGGGCUGAAAUCGGAGAAGUCGGAGGCUGCAACAGUCAUUGAAAGACCUGCAGAUGAGUGUUGA